ACUAGAACCGAGGACAGCACCGGACAGCGUAAGCCCCUAGCACCGAUAGUUAUCCGGAUAGAAGCUGAGCGGCGGCCAUAAUUGCAUAGCUUCCGACCUGAGCUCUAUCUCAUAGCCUACCGAGAAGAUCGUGGACCGAAAGCAUGUGCUCUAUACUUGCAUGCUGUUGUGAUUGCGCGGCAACGAUUGCCUGUUGCUGCUGUACCUGCGCACUGCAGACGAUCUGCUGCACCGUCGGUAUUGCCCUCAUCAUCUGCUUGGCCGUCGGUCUGGGCGUUUACUUCGGUGUGUUCCACAACCGCGACUCGGACUCGGACUCGGAUACGAGAGCCGCCACACCGAGCAGUGUCCUGCUGAGGUCACUGAUGCCCGAUAGCUGGAGAGAUGACAAGGAUUCCCAGUGGGUGUACUGAUGCGCCACUCAGACUAGACAUCCCCGGGCCCGGAAGAACCGCUGUGUGUCUCUCUCUGUCUGUGAUAUGUGUAAUUAGGCUAAGUUUGUGACGUCAAGUGCCCGCCGUUUUUCGAUGCUCUGUUAUUCGAUGAUCACCGCAAAAUCCAGGAACCAGUGAACAAUAAAUCGUUGUGGCCUACGGGCAACGUGUCCAA
This is a messenger RNA of Anopheles cruzii, 609 nucleotides long. RefSeq names its product protein midgut expression 1-like. NCBI's taxonomy places the organism in Eukaryota, Metazoa, Arthropoda, Insecta, Diptera, Culicidae. The record is from RefSeq and is a predicted model, not a curated record. Bases 144 to 413 code for a protein of 89 amino acids. The transcript is spliced from 2 exons.